AUGUCGUCGGCGGCUCCAAAGAAAAGUCAAGAGUUUGCUGAUAAAAGUAAACCUCAAGCUAUUCGUGACAGCAAUAUUGUCGCUGCUAAGGCUGUUGCUGAUGCAAUUCGCACGAGUCUGGGCCCUAAGGGAAUGGAUAAAAUGAUUCUAGAACCUAAAGGCGAUGUUACGAUAACGAAUGAUGGUGCAACAAUUCUCAAGCAAAUGAAGCUUCUACAUCCAGCCGCAAAAAUGCUUGUGGAGCUUUCUAAGGCACAGGACAUUGAGGCUGGGGAUGGGACAACUUCUGUUGUUGUUCUGGCAGGGAGUCUGCUCGAUGCAAGUGCCAAACUAUUGAAUAAAGGGCUUCAUCCUACUGUAAUCUCCGAGGCAUUCCAAUUAGCAGCUUCAAAAGCUUGCGAAGUUAUCUCUGAGAUGUCGCAGCCCAUUGAUCUUAAUGACAAGGAUAUGCUUCUCAAAAUUGCUUCCACUUCGUUAAAUUCCAAGGUUGUAUCUCAGUAUUCAAGUAUUCUUUCGCCAAUUGCUGUCGACUCGGUUUUGGCUGUUACCGAUUCGAAUGAUCCUGACUCAGUCAGCCUCAAGGAUAUACGGAUUGUGAAGAAACUCGGUGGGACCGUUGAGGAUGCUCAACUUAUCGAUGGUCUUUUGUUGAACCAAAAAGUUGAAUCGGGCUGUGGAGUUCGUCGAGUUGAAAAAGCCAAGAUUGCUUUGGUGCAAUUUUGCAUAUCCCCACCAAAAACUGACAUGGAGAACAAUGUGGUUGUUACUGACUACACACAAAUGGAUCGCAUUAUGAAGGAAGAGCGGCAAUACAUCCUCAACAUUGUUAAGGCCGUCAAGAAAUCUGGUGCUAAUGUAGUUCUUGUGCAAAAAAGUAUUCUUCGUGAUGCCGUCAACGAUCUUGCUCUGCACUACUUCGGCAAACUCAAAAUCAUGGUUGUGAAGGAUAUCGAGCGUGAUGAAGUUGAGUUUAUCUGCAAGACUAUAAAUUGCGUACCGGCUGCCAGUGUGGAUCAUCUCACUCCUGAAGUUUUGGGGAAAGCAGAUCUUGUUGAAGAAAUUGAAAGCGGUGGCUCCAAGAUUGUGAAAAUUACUGGCAUUCAAAACAAAGGUCGCACGGUCUCUGUCCUUCUCAGAGGAUCCAACAAGUUGGUUUUAGAGGAGGCCGACAGGUCCCUUCACGAUGCUCUUUGUGUAAUUCGUUGCCUUGUCAAGCGUCGAGCUCUGAUUGCCGGUGGCGGAGCUCCCGAGAUUGAAAUUUCUCAGAAGUUAGCGCAUUUAGCAAACCAGACUACUGGGUUGGAGCAGUAUUGCUUAAGAGCAUUUUCCGACGCCAUGGAGGUUAUUCCUUACACACUUGCAGAAAAUGCCGGUCUUAAUCCUAUUCAGACAGUUACCGAACUCAGAGCGCGCCACUCAAAUGGAGAAGUUAACUGUGGCAUCAAUGUCCGCAAGGGUGUUGUCAGUGACAUGAUGGCGGAGAAUGUCCUUCAGCCUCUUCAGGUCACCUAUAGUGCUGUAACUUUGGCGACAGAAACAGUUCGGAGCAUUUUAAAGAUCGAUGACGUGAUUAACGCAGUGCGUUUUUAG
Hydatigera taeniaeformis is the source of this 1590-nucleotide messenger RNA. The record is from the annotation of a GenBank genome assembly. Lineage: Eukaryota; Metazoa; Platyhelminthes; Cestoda; Cyclophyllidea; Taeniidae.